This is a messenger RNA of Cucurbita moschata (crookneck pumpkin), 1643 nucleotides long. RefSeq names its product serine carboxypeptidase-like 51. Gene Ontology annotation, molecular function: serine-type carboxypeptidase activity. Bases 48 to 1439 code for a protein of 463 amino acids. The transcript has 13 exons. NCBI's taxonomy places the organism in Eukaryota, Viridiplantae, Streptophyta, Magnoliopsida, Cucurbitales, Cucurbitaceae. Gene Ontology annotation, biological process: proteolysis. The record is from RefSeq and is a predicted model, not a curated record.
GAAGACUCUCCCACUGACACAAGACCACAGCUCCACAAAUCUCCCAAAUGAACAACCAUUUCCUCCUCCUCCUCUGCUCCGCUCUGCUCUUUCCUCCGCUCAUCCACGGCCGUCCCACCGCCGCCGUCCGAUCACACGACGGAUCUGAAGAAUGGGGAUACGUCCAAGUCCGACCCAAAGCUCAUAUGUUCUGGUGGCUCUAUAGAAGCCCCUACAGAGUCGACCAUCCCUCCCAGCCAUGGCCCAUCAUCCUCUGGCUGCAGGGCGGCCCCGGAGCUUCUGGAGUUGGGAUUGGGAAUUUCAAGGAAGUGGGCCCAUUGGAUGCUGCUUUGAACCCGAGAAAUUCCAGUUGGAUUCAUAAAGCAGAUCUUUUAUUUGUGGAUAAUCCGGUGGGGACCGGGUAUAGCUUCGUGGAGGAAAUGAGUUCGCUAGUGAAAUCGGAUGUACAAGCCGCCGUGGAUUUAACGACGCUGUUACAGUCCAUUUUCAAUGGAGAUCAACGGCUGCAGAAGAGUCCGCUUUACAUUGUCGCCGAAUCCUACGGUGGGAAAUAUGCCGUGACGCUAGGAUUGUCGGCUUUGAAAGCGAUUGAAGCUGGGAGCUUGAAGGUUACACUUGGAGGGGUGGUGUUGGGCGAUAGUUGGAUUUCCCCGGAAGAUUACACGUUUUCAUGGGGACCUCUUCUAAAAGACAUGUCGAGGCUGGACGACAAAGGCCUGCUCAAAUCCAACACUAUUGCUAAGAGAAUUCAACGCCAGAUUCAAAGCGCUCAAUUCGUCGCUGCCACGUCAUCCUGGAGUGAGCUGGAAGAUGUGAUUAGUAGCAGUAGUAAUGACGUGGAUUUCUAUAAUUUUCUACUGGAUACGGGAGCGGAUUCAGUGGCGUCGGUAACAGGAAUGGAUAUGUCAAACGGCAUCGCUUCAUUGCGGAGAUAUUCAAGAUAUCUCAGCUCCGUCACCCCGACGGCUGGAGGAGAUAACGUAGAUUUGUCGGAUUUCAUGAAUCGUAUUAUAAGGAAGAAGCUCAAAAUAAUUCCAGAUAACGUCACAUGGGGCGGGCAGUCGGAAUACGUUUUCCGAAGUCUUCAAGAAGACUUUAUGAAGCCAAGGAUUAACGAGGUCGAUGAGUUGCUUGCUAAAGGAGUGGAAGUCACCAUAUACAAUGGCCAAGUGGACCUCAUAUGCUCAACCAAGGGAACGGAAUCAUGGGUUCAUAAGCUCAAGUGGGAUGGGCUACAAGCUUUUUUAAGUAUGGAAAGAACCCCUCUUUACUGUGGAAGUAACAAAGAUAGAACCAAAGGAUUCACCAAGUCUUACAAAAAUCUUCGCUUUUAUUGGAUUCUUGGAGCUGGCCACUUUGUGCCGGUAGACCAGCCCUGCGUAGCGUUAGAAAUGGUGGGAGCCUUCACACGGUCACCGGCUGCAAUUGCUCACAAGUAAACGAACAACACGUGGCAAAUAGUAGCUCAUUUAGAUUUACCAUUUAAAUAACAAAAUAGCAGUACAAAAAUAAUUGAGCUUCCAAUUUAUUUCUCCCUUUUAUUUAUUUUUUUUUAAGGAACAAUUUGUCUCAUUUCUGCCUAUAUCAAUAUCUCAACGAUAUUUCUACAAAUUAUUAUAAUAUUAGAAUAUUUUACAUGCCAA